AUGAGCUCGUCCCAGCCUCGCGCCGGCGACCCCUCCCUUCUCCACCUCCUCGAUCCCAACGACCUUCUUCCAGGACACACCACCGCAGAUCUAUACAGCCUCCGCCACUUCACCCUCCGCGGCGGCCUGCCAGAUUCCCCGAGCUGGCUUCGCGCACAGGCCUGGAAGGUCCUUCUCGGCUAUCUGCCCCCCGAGAAGAAGGAAUGGCCUUCGGUCCUCGCCAAAAGGCGCAGGGAGUACUACCAAUUCCUGUCCGAUCUCUCGCCAUCGUCUUCGUCCACACAGCAGCCGAUUCCUUCUCACGAAAUCACCAGCAAUGACAGACUGCUGGAUCAGAUCUACAAGGAUGUCGUGCGAUCUCGCAAGAACGGUUUCGCCUUCUACCAGGCAUCCCCCACAGCUAGCGCCUCAUGUCCUAUCGUCCCCGCACCGCCGGCCGACGAAGAUCAACCGGGCACGAGUAUCGGCCGCGUGCAGAGGUUGGCUGCCAAGGACAAUCUGUUGCACCGCCUGGCCGCAGUCAGCCCUGAAUACAGGCAGCAGCUCAUGCUUGAGCGCACAACAUCCACCACCACCACCAGCAGCAGCAGCUCGAAUGGCUCCAGACCGCCUCCACACGUCUUGCACCUCAAUUCCAGCUUAAGCGUCUCCACCGCUCUGAACUUGGCAGCCAAUGGUGCUCCCGAUACUUCCUUAGAGCCAAUCAAAAGUCCACCAAUCGUGCUCUCGCCGCCAUCUCCUGGUGGCCUUUCACGCGAAUCGUCACGGCAGUCCUUCACCUCGGCUGACGACGCUCUCCAAAGCUCAACACACGGCUCACAUCAAGACGCCGACAAUCGACAUGCCUCCAAAAGCGCUAUUUUCGACGCAGGCAACCAGCCACAAGACAGCGUCCACGGCGAGCGCAACUGGCAUUCGCUCGUGCGCAUCCUCUACAUCUUUGCACUCCUCAACCCAAGCAUCGGCUACGUCCAGGGCAUGAACGAAGCGCUCUUCAUCCUCCUCUACGUGUUUGGUUCCGCACAAUAUCCUUCGGCGACCUCCGCGAGCAUCGCAUCCAGCAUCUCGCAACAAAGCAUCGCCGCAGCCGACGGAGACAGGCCGUGGGACAACGACGCCGACCUCGCCGACACCACGUCGCAUGCCGAGGCCGACGCAUUCUGGUGCUUCUCCACUCUCGUCGGCGAGAUGCGCGAGCUCUACGACUUUGAGCGCGUCGAGCAGCAGAGCCGCGCAGGCGCAGCGCUCGUCGCCGACCACCAGCCCUCGCAGACCGGCAUGGCGGGCGCACUGCUGCGCUUCAGCCUGCGCAUCAAGUGGCUCGAUCCGCCACUCUGGCGCGAUCUGCGCGCAUCCAGCCUCGACCCUAGGCUGCCCUACUACUCGCUCCGCUGGCUGGCCUGCCUGCUCAGCACCGAGCUCUCGCUCCCCUCGGUGCUCAGGAUCUGGGACGCGCUGCUGGCAGAACAGGACUCGAACAGCGUCUCGGGCUCGGCCAAGAUCGAGUUCCUGAUCGACGUGUGUGCGUCGAUGAUCUUGCACAUCAAGCCGCUGCUGCCCAGCAGCGAAGGUGGGCAGCAGCUCGAGUCCGAGGGCUUCUCGGCUGGCAUGCGUGUGCUCCAGGCGUAUCCAGAUGACGAUGUUGCGCCGGUGGUCGAGGCAGCGACACUCGUCAGACAGCGUCGUCUGGCGGCGGACCUGACCGGUGAUGGGCCGCCCACCGAGUUGGACGACGGCGAAGACUCGAAUGCGACACUGGCAGCUGUCAAGGCGAGGGCGGCGCAGGCUUGGCGCGAGUGGAAGAACCCCACGCCCAGCAGCCCUGCGACGCCCGUUCGCACGGUUCCGCAAGCAGACAGCGGUACGCCAACGACGAAAGGCGGCUGGCUCGUGUCUCGGGCGCGGGCGCGGCCGAGCCUGAGCGCCGAGGAUGCCGACACCUCGAUCACGAGCAGCGCCGACGGCGACACGUCCGACCUCUCCACCGCAUCCAAGAGCUCCUUCAGCGGUUUCCUGGCCAAGUAUGCCGAGGCGAUGCAGAGCAGCGAUGCGGCCGCCAACCUGUCCAAGGCGAGCACCAAUCUGACUGCCAAGGCGCUCGCGCGCUUCGGUGACCGCUCGAGCCGCGAGUCGACGCCCGAGGCCUCGGUGCCGCACCAGCGCUACGGCUCGCUCGGCCGCGGUCUGCCGCUGAGCCCUCCGCCGUCCGAGUCGGGCGCGGGCGACUCCCGCGUGGCUACGAUCGGCGCGAUAGGAGCGAGCUUCUUCGGACGCAAGCGUACACACACUGUUGAAGGCAGGUCGCAGUCGGUCAACUCGCCGCGCACGCCGGAUAUGACGCGCUGGUCGCGCGAUACCAUGCCGGACUUCCCGCUGCCCAACGUCUCGGACAGCCCCGCGGGGCGAAUGGACUAUGUCAACGCUUUCGGCAAACGUCUCAGCGUUGCGGCGAAUGGCCGGUCCAUGGCGUCGCCAGCUUCGUCGGUCGCAGGCGACGACAGUGGCGAGCGGCGCGUGAGCGAGAGUGCCGGCUCGGUGGCGCUGCCCAGCAUGCGUGCCGCAGCGCGCAUGGGCAUCCUUCCCGCGCGCUACCGCGAAGAGUCGGCAAGUCCACGUGCGGCAGCGGGUCCCAAGCCGUUGCUGCUCUCGCAGGCCGCGCGCCCACCGCGUGAGGGAAGCAGUGCGGGCACGCUCACGGUGGACGAGCCGUCGCGCAAGAUCUCCUCUGGUCCCAUGGGGCACAGUAUGAGCAGGGAGAACAGCCACGAGACGAGGAGCAACACUUCGGCGUCGUUCAGUCGGCGCUCGUCGCGGUCCACCUCGGUGGCGGAUAGUCGGCGCAGUUCGAUGGUGGAUUUUGCGGAUGCGGGCAUGCCCGGGCUUGCGGAGCCCGACACGCUGCCGCCACUGCCGAGUCUGACGGGCCAAAGUGCGGCGGCUACGCUUCCGUCGCGCUCGGGAAGCUUUGCGUCCGACGCAGGCCGACCGAUUGUGCUCCAAGGUGGGGCCAAGGAUGGCGUUGUUUCGGCAGGAGCAUUUGCGCGCGCAACCAAGGUAGAAGAGCGGCCCGAAUUCGGUCAGGUGGCGAGUUCGUCGGAUGUGCCGCUGGUGACGGGCGCGAGCAUCGGGCGCCCGCGCGGUGCGAAUCGGCAGCGCACCUCGAGCUCCACCGUCGAGUCGGCCGUAUCCACCUCCGGCUCGCUCGGCAACAGGGUAUCGAAUCGAAGCAGCCAGACGACCAACGCGGACGCUAGUGUUGCUCCCGUCCUCAACGAGGAGUUGGUCGAUGAACCUGGCGGGAUGGAAGAUGGCGGUGCCGACGAGUGGAAGCCGGGUCAUGCAGUCGCUUUGACAGAAACCACCGAAGAGGCCGUGCGAAAGUACACGCUGACGGACGAACCAACGACCAAGGAGCCGCCGUCUGUAGGAGGGCUGGUUAGGACAAAACGCUACGUCAAGAAUCGCCAAAUGUCCACAGCUAGCACGGCUAGCACUGCCCGCAGAUCAGCUCUUCGCCUCUCGAAUCGCUCGUCCCUCGAUCCCACCGCCAACGAAGAGGACGCAGAAGCCGGUGUUGAAGCCGGAGUCGACUCGCUCGCUCUCAACGGUGCAGACCCCCCACGCGCGCCUACGCCAUCAACAGACCGCAGCACAUUCAUCUAG
Molecule: messenger RNA, 3663 nt
Organism: Moesziomyces aphidis
Lineage: Eukaryota; Fungi; Basidiomycota; Ustilaginomycetes; Ustilaginales; Ustilaginaceae
Source: the annotation of a GenBank genome assembly